AUGGCGCUGUCUACCAAGGAGAAGGACAUACAGAUGCUGCUCGCUUCCGAAGCUCACCUCGGCACCAAAAACUGCAACUUUCAGAUGGAGCGCUAUGUAUUCAAGCGUAGAAAUGAUGGAAUUUACAUCAUUAACCUCGGCAAGACCUGGGAAAAGCUUCAGUUGGCUGCCAGGGUCAUUGUCGCGAUAGAGAACCCACAGGACAUCAUUGUCCAGUCUGCAAGGCCCUAUGGUCAGAGGGCUGUUCUCAAGUUUGCGCAGUACACCGGGACUCAUGCAAUUGCUGGUCGUCACACGCCAGGUACUUUCACAAAUCAGCUUCAGACUUCUUUUAGCGAGCCGAGGCUUCUCAUCCUGACGGAUCCAAGGACUGAUCACCAGCCAAUUAAGGAGGCCGCUCUUUCUAACAUCCCCACCAUUGCCUUCUGUGACACCGAUUCUCCUAUGAGGUACGUUGAUAUCGGUAUUCCAGCCAACAACAAGGGUAAGCACAGCAUUGGCUGCCUCUUUUGGCUUUUGGCGAGGAUGGUGCUCCAGAUGCGAGGUCUCGUUGCUCCCGGGCAUAAAUGGGAUAUCAUGGUAGAUCUAUUCUUCUACCGGGAGCCUGAGGAGUCUAAGGAAGAAGAAGAAGAGGAAGCUGGAGCCAUUCAAGAUUAUGGCGAUUACACAGCUUCUGCUGCUGUAGUUGGAGGUGCUGACUGGUCGAGUGCCCAAAUCACAGAAGCUCAAUGGCAAGCUGCUCCUGAUGUGCCUUCUGGUGCUGCAAGUGGUUGGACUGCUGUAGAUACUACAGGUGUUGCUGAUGGAGGAUGGGACUCAGCUGCUCCCCCGCCGCAAUUGGCUGUUGAAGGAGUAAUACCCGCUGCAGUUGCUCCUACCGAAUGGGAAUAA
Striga hermonthica is the source of this 891-nucleotide messenger RNA. The record is from the annotation of a GenBank genome assembly. NCBI's taxonomy places the organism in Eukaryota, Viridiplantae, Streptophyta, Magnoliopsida, Lamiales, Orobanchaceae.